Lepus europaeus (European hare) is the source of this 4476-nucleotide messenger RNA. RefSeq names its product EGF domain specific O-linked N-acetylglucosamine transferase (gene EOGT). The record is from RefSeq and is a predicted model, not a curated record. Gene Ontology annotation, cellular component: endoplasmic reticulum lumen. Bases 545 to 2119 code for a protein of 524 amino acids. The transcript has 19 exons. NCBI's taxonomy places the organism in Eukaryota, Metazoa, Chordata, Mammalia, Lagomorpha, Leporidae. Gene Ontology annotation, molecular function: protein N-acetylglucosaminyltransferase activity.
CCGAGGUUUCCGGUGAGCGGGAGUCGCCGGUUAUGACGACUCCCUCUCCCGAGCCGCCGUCUCCUCCUGCUCCGCGCUCCGCAGCCGCGGCUCCCCGGCUCCAGGCCUCUAGAUCCCGUCAAGGCAUGCAGGAGUGGAGCUGCUGGAAGACGUUGCCCAGGCACUGACCUUCGCGCAGCCCGCAUCCCUGCGCGCACGUGGGCUUCCUGCCAGGCCCCCGGGGCUGUACUUUCAUGCACCAGUAGCUACCGGUGUCGCCCCGUGCAAGUGCCUGCGUGCCCUCCGCCAAAGCCAGGUGGAGUGAGAGAGAGAGGAAAAAAAGAGAAAUCUUCUGGUCCACUCCCCAGAAGGCUACUACUGCCAGGGCAGCUUGUGCUGGAGCAGACUGAAGCCAGGAGCAAGGAGCUCCAUCCAGGUCUCCCACGUGGGUAGCAGGGGACCAAACGCUUGGGCCAUCCUCCGCUGCUUUCCCAGGUUUUCCAUAGCUGAAACAUUGCUGCAGCUUCUGCGAGAUUCUGGAGAUUAACAAGGUUUGGAAGUUGCUAUGUUAAUGCUCCUUGUCUUUGGAGCAUUGUUACUUCACAAAGUCCGGCUGAGUGGCCAAGAUGGGGCUGGCAGCAUCCCAGGAGAGCCAGUCUAUGAUUACAGCAGCAUCCGCCUGCCCGAGGAGCACAUUCCCUUCUUCUUGCACAAUAACAGGCACGUUGCCACCGUCUGUAAGAAAGACCCGCACUGUCCAUAUAAGAAACACUUAGAAAAUCUGAAGUCCUGCUGGGGAUAUGAGAAAUCCUGCAAAGCGGAGUUCAGGUUUGGUUACCCGGUGUGCAGCUACGUGGACAUGGCGUGGACGGACACGGUGGAGUCAGCCGAGGACAUAUUCUGGAAGCAGGCUGACUUUGGCUACGCCAGAGAGCGGCUGGAGGAGAUGCACACACUCUGUCGGCCUGAGCACACGGGUGACUCGAGUCUGGUUUGCUCGCGGUAUCUUCAGUAUUGCAGGGCCACGCAUCUCUACCUUGACUUGAGAAACAUCAAGAGGAACCACGACAGAUUUAAGGAAGACUUUUUUCAGAGUGGUGAAAUUGGCGGACACUGUAAACUUGACAUUCGUACGCUGAUGUCUGAAGGUCAACGCAAAAGCCCUCUGCAGUCUUGGUUUGCCGAGCUCCAAAGCUAUACCCAGCUUAACUUCAGACCUAUAGAGGAUGCGAAGUGUGAUGUUGUAAUUGAAAAGCCAACAUAUUUCAUGAAAUUAGAUGCAGGAGUUAACAUGUAUCACCACUUCUGUGACUUCCUCAACCUCUAUCUCACCCAGCAUGUCAAUAACUCCUUCAGCACCGACGCGUACAUUGUCAUGUGGGACACCAGCACUUACGGAUACGGUGACUUAUUUUCUGAGACGUGGAAAGCAUUUACUGAUUAUGAAGUUAUACAUCUGAAAACUUAUGAUUCCAAACGGGUGUGUUUUAAAGAAGCCGUGUUCUCGUUACUGCCUCGCAUGAGGUACGGGCUGUUCUACAAUACCCCUCUGAUCUCAGGCUGUCACGGCACUGGAUUGUUCAGGGCGUUCUCCCAGCACGUACUGCACAGACUGAACAUCGCACAGGAGGGACCCCAGGAUGGCAAAAUCCGAGUCACCAUUCUGGCACGGAGCACAGAGUACCGGAAAAUAUUAAACCAAAAUGAGCUUGUCAAUGCACUGAAAACAGUAUCUACAUUCGAUGUACAGAUUGUUGAUUACAAGUACAAAGAACUUGGGUUUCUGGAUCAACUCAGGAUCACUCACAACACGGACAUAUUUAUUGGAAUGCACGGAGCCGGUCUCACCCAUUUGCUCUUCCUUCCAGACUGGGCUGCAGUGUUUGAACUGUACAACUGCGAGGAUGAACGCUGUUACUUAGACUUGGCCAGGCUGCGAGGGGUCCACUACAUUACUUGGCAAAGGCAGAACAAAGUCUUCCCUCAAGAUAAGGGCCACCAUCCCACUCUCGGGGAGCACCCGAAGUUCACCAACUAUUCUUUCGACGUGGAGGAGUUUAUGUACCUGGUCCUUCAGGCCGCAGACCACAUAUUGCAACACCCCAAGUGGCCGUUCAAGAAGAAACGGGACGAGCUGUGAAUGCGUUGAGUCUGUUUGCCCAACACGGAGUAGUUAAGCGCUCGGCACCCAGACUCACCAUGAAAUAGGUGAAACAACCCGUUAUUCCCUAGCCCUCAAUGACCUUGUCUAUACCAAAACAUACCUGCAAGGUAUUGUUACGUGUUUUAGAGUCUUUAAGCGUUUUAUAUACUUUUUGUGUCAUUGCUAUGUGCCAGUAGCAAUCAUACUUUUGCACUGAAAGGUUUUCUUCUGUAAUUCAAAAGUUGGGGAUGCACCCCCUGCUGUGAUGGAGCUUUCUUCUUAGGGAUGCCAAAGUUUUCAAGCGGCUCAGCUUUAGAAGUUUUAAAGGUUUUUUUUUUUUUGGACAGGCAGAGUGGAUAGUGAGAGAGAGAGACAGAGGGAAAGGUCUUCCUUUGCCGUUGGUUCACCCUCCAAUGGCCGCCACGGCCGGCGCACCGCGCUGAUCCAAAGGCAGGAGCCAGGUACUUAUCCUGGUCUCCCAUGGGGUGCAGGGCCCAAGCACUUGGGCCAUCCUCCACUGCACUCCUGGGGGCAACCGGGACAGAAUCCGGCGCCCCAACCGGGACUAGAAUCUGGUGUGCUGGUGCCGCUAGGCGGAGGAUUAGCCUACUGAGCCACAGCGCUGGCCAAAGUUUUAAAGGUUUUUGCAAGAAUCUCAUGUGAUUGUAACUCCAGAGCAUAUAUAGUUGGGUAAGUUCACCACUGUUCUUUGAGUUGCUAUGAUCUGUUCCAAACACUAUUUGUGGUAGAAAAAGAAAACACGGACAAUACGCAUGCAAGCACGCACAGUACUGCUCUAGAGCACUGUGUUACAGACGAGUGUUAGUUCCAGGUUAUUGGCUUCAAGAGACUGAGUAAACCAGGCCGCUGUAGUCAUUAGUUAUUCACAUAUUUCAUGUUCAUUUCAUGGUUCUCCAAACUCUGACAACCACGUCUGAUAAAAGCGAAUUUAGGACUUCUGUGGGAUUGUUGUGUGUCUCUUCCAGCUGGUUCCCGUGCACGCCUUCCAGCUAUGGAGAGCAUCAUGCUACGUUUCUGUAUGAAAUACUGGUUUCCACUGUGCAAGGAUUUGUACCCUAUGUACCUGUGUGUGUGUGCGUCUACCUCGGCGGGCAUGUAAGCGUGUCAGCCUUUGAUUUUAUAGACUUCACAUUAGUUACAUAGUUACAUGUGGAGAACUUUUCCCUAUUAAAAAAGAUUAGACCAAAAAAUAAAAUAAAGGAUCAUAUGAAUUAUCUAAUCCACAAGCCAGAAGAAAAUGCCAGUGAUGAAAAUGGAUAACUGAGUUGUUGGGAAUGGGAUUUACCAUGGAUUUAUUUUACUGCAAAAUGUGAAGCUGGCAUUGUAUGAACACUUGAGUAGUCUAAUUUAGAGAUGAGAAUCUUCUGUUUUUCAAGGUAGGGAGGAGGUUAGCGAAUUACAGUGGAGCCCAAGGAUUCCCCCUCCCCCCAAUUUUAGAGUAGUUUUUAAAAAAGGAAAAUGCAGCACAUAAGUGAGUUGCAAAACAAGAUGUUUCUAUCUGACCUGGACAGAUGUUUGCUGAGCCCUGCUUUAAAAGAUUAUGAACAAUAGUCUUGUAGAGUUUAGGAAUAUUUAUUAAAAUAUCUGUAAAGAAAAUGGUGAAUCACUGUAGCAAUAACUUUGAUCUGGAUCUUAAAAUUGUACACAAAGAAGUAUGACCUUCGAGGGUACCUUGAGAAGCCUCUGGAAAAUACAAUUAAAAGAGAAGUUUUUUUUUUUUUUUUUAAAUUUGGUGCAAUUUUGAAGUUCAUGCAGUUUUUCCACAUUCUGCCUUUUUCAUGAACUUUUUGAAGAUUCCUUGUGUGCAUGGAUUUCAAAAUUUUUUUUGCAUCAAAAUAGACUUACCUUUUAAUUCUAUUUCCCAUGAACAUUUUUAGAAGUACCCUCAUAUGAUGAAUUUUUAAAUGACAGGUCUUGAUACUGUUCUUUGAGCAACUACUGAAAAAAUAUUUCCCAUGAAAGGAAUUGUAACAACUCGAUUGCAUUUUGAGGCCGUGAUGUAUAAAUAUCUGGAAAAAUUAUCUGGAACAAAAUCAAAGUGUCAACAUUUGUCUUCUUACCUCAUUUUAAGAAGAAGCACGUGGAAACGUGAUUCUGUAGACUAGUGCUAAUUUCAGAAAUUGAGAACAAUUUCAUAAAAAAGAGUUAUAUUUAAAUAUUUUGCAUUUAAAGAUUACAUUUUAUAAAAACAAGAAAAUCAUUUGACAUGUGAACUAUGAAGUUAAAUUUUUACCAGACUUUUUUGUGGAACAAAAGAUCUUCAAAUUGUAAGAAAAUUUAACAUGUAAAGACUGUUUUUACAUUAAGUUUUUAAGAGAAAUGCAUUUCAUUGU